AUGAGCGACCCGUCGACGCCGCCACCGCGGCGCAAGUCGCUGCUCGAGCCCCUCUUCGACUUCUUCCUUGGGCGGCGGCGGUCGUCGGCCCGGUCGCAGAGCCAGGUCUUCGUCGAGCCCGACGCCGCAUUCCCGGCGCCCGCGCCGGCCGCGGGCGAGCGGGACGACGCCGCGCCGCCGCCCGUGUCCGCGGCCGCGGCGCCCGAGGCCCAGGCUCCGCGGCGCGUGUCGCUGCCCGACGAGGAGCCGCGGGCGAGCCGCAGGUCGCGGUCCUUCGACGACGACCGGAACCGGAGACCGUCGCUGAAAUCGCUCGGGAGCAACUCGCGCGAGAUGGUACAGACGCUCUACGACAUCCUCGACCACGGCGACGAUGGGGGGGACUUCCACGCCUACCUCAAGUCGAAGCACGCCGAGGAGCUCGUCGACUUCUUCAGAGAGUUCCGCGCCUUCGCGAGCCGCGACCGCAAGUCCUCCAACGAGGAGAAGCGCGUCUGGGCCUUCCGCCUCUACGACACGUACCUCGUCGACGGUGCGAAGCGCAGCGUGAACCUCGGCGAGAACGCGGCGGCGAUCCGCUUCCACAUCCACAAGGAGUUCGCCGCGGGCAACUUCGCGCCCGCGGUGCUCGAGCCCGCCGUCGACUCGUGCCUCUACCUCGUCGCCAUGGGCGACCUGCACAAGUUCGCGCGGCUCCAGCGGACGCGCUACGGUGAGGACGACCUCGAAGCCGGCGACGACACGCGCAAGCUGUCCCUGCGGAACGUGACGCGCGCGAACUUCAUGCAGGCGCUCGACGCGUACGGCUAG
Aureococcus anophagefferens is the source of this 810-nucleotide messenger RNA. RefSeq lists its product as hypothetical. Lineage: Eukaryota; Pelagophyceae; Pelagomonadales; Pelagomonadaceae. The transcript is spliced from 2 exons. The coding region runs from base 1 to 810 and encodes 269 amino acids. The record is from RefSeq and is a predicted model, not a curated record.